CUAAAAUCAUAUCAUCUUCGUCUAUCUUCAUUAAGGGAGAUUAAUAAUGGCGAGAUCACCGGAGGAGAGUGGCCUGAAGAAGGGGCCAUGGACGCCGGAAGAAGACCAGAAACUCGUUGAGUAUAUACAGAGACAUGGGCAUGGAAGCUGGAGAGCUCUCCCAAAGCUUGCCGGACUGAACAGGUGUGGGAAGAGUUGUAGACUGAGGUGGACAAACUAUCUGAGGCCUGAUAUCAAGAGAGGAAAAUUCUCUGAUGAAGAAGAGAACACCAUCAUCAACCUCCACUCGGUUCUCGGCAACAAAUGGUCAGCCAUAGCUACUCAUCUUCCCGGGCGAACGGAUAAUGAAAUCAAGAACUUCUGGAACACCCAUCUGAAGAAGAAGCUUAUGCAAAUGGGGAUUGAUCCGGUCACUCACAGGCCGAGAACUGACCUUAACAUCCUCGCCAAUUUACCUCAGUUGCUUGCAGCAGCUAAUUUGAGUACUUCUCUCAUGAAUAAUCCUUGGGAUAAUGCCCUCAGACUGCAGUCAGAUGCCACCCAACUAGCCAAACUCCACUUGCUGCAUAACCUACUGCAAGUUCUAGGCACCAAUCCCACUGCUCUUCCCCAAACAUGGAAGCAGGCAACCUCUUUGGAACACCAUCUUUUAUGGACCAUCAAGCCUACGAACCUGGCUCAGACUCUUUCAAGUAUUCCUAGCUUUGUCCCUCCUCAAGAACCCGGUUUCGAGUACCAGGCCAUGGAGAACUCAAAAGUUUGUGCCGGGAACAACAAUGAUGGAGAUGAACUCGGCUCUUUAUAUGCCAUUCCUGCAUUGGUUUCGGCCUCACCUGAGCCAUCCACAGUGAAUCAAAAGGAGAAGAAGAUCGAACCGGCUCAUGACAUCUCCAAUCCUUCAUCCACUUCAACAACCUUUGAAGCCUGGGGAGAACUCAUGGAUGAUGAACCAAGCUUCAUCUUCGCCAUGGCCAAUCUCAUCAUAAACCUGGGUUUUGAUGUAAAGAAAAUAAUGGUUCAUUUCCGGGUUGGUUUCACAUAUGGAUAUUGA
This is a messenger RNA of Vitis riparia (riverbank grape), 1051 nucleotides long. RefSeq names its product transcription factor MYB53-like. NCBI's taxonomy places the organism in Eukaryota, Viridiplantae, Streptophyta, Magnoliopsida, Vitales, Vitaceae. The record is from RefSeq and is a predicted model, not a curated record. The coding region runs from base 47 to 1051 and encodes 334 amino acids. The transcript has 5 exons.